AUGAGUCAACUGCCCACCGACCCCCAACUUUCCGACACCGUUCGCGGCCUAACAGUGAGGGUUGGCGACCUGUUGGCUACGCUGGCAAUUGCACGCAACUGCAUGCACAUAAUGCGUGGCUGGGGCGAUGCGAAGUCCAAGGCAACCCUGCCGGCCUACAGACGCUCCGUGAAGUCCAGUCGUCCGGGCAUUCUGCCCUGUCCGGCCGUCACCUGUGUCCUCCAGGAGGCUGACUUACCGGAGGUCCCGACCUCUGAUGACGACACUCCGAUGGAACUUCCCCGGCAUAGCCUUGAAAACUACAUUCUCAAUCCUCUGGGCAUCCCCACCAGUGAAGUGCCUACAAUCUCGCUUGCUGUUGCCUGGCAAAAACUCUUGACGCUGUUCUAUCAACAUACACAAUUGUUGUACUACUACUACUACUACUACUACUACUACUACUACUACUACUACUACUAUUUCUACUACAACUUCUACAACUACUACUUCUACUACUAUUACGAUUUCUUCUGCUUCUACUACUACUACGAC
Dibothriocephalus latus is the source of this 531-nucleotide messenger RNA. NCBI's taxonomy places the organism in Eukaryota, Metazoa, Platyhelminthes, Cestoda, Diphyllobothriidea, Diphyllobothriidae. The record is from the annotation of a GenBank genome assembly.